Messenger RNA from Colletotrichum spaethianum, 1446 nucleotides. RefSeq names its product endo-beta-1,6-galactanase. The transcript has a single exon. The record is from RefSeq and is a predicted model, not a curated record. Bases 1 to 1446 code for a protein of 481 amino acids. Gene Ontology annotation, molecular function: hydrolase activity, hydrolyzing O-glycosyl compounds. Lineage: Eukaryota; Fungi; Ascomycota; Sordariomycetes; Glomerellales; Glomerellaceae.
AUGCAGCUCAAGCCUCUCGCGGCCGUGGCCUUGGGCCUAGCCUCCAUCUCCCCCGCCGCAGCUGACACAACGACAACCAUCGACGCCAAGUCCAACCGCGGCACCUGGGAAGGAUGGGGAACCUCUCUGGCCUGGUGGGCGCGUCGCUUCGGCACCCGCGACGACCUCGCCGACAUCUUCUUCACCACCAAGACAACCACCUUCGGUGGCGCAAGUCUUCCCGGCCUCGGCUUCAACAUCGUCCGCCACAACGCUGGCGCCUGCAGUUGGAACAGCAUCGGUGGCGAGAGUAUGGUCGUCUCCUCCAAAAUGAUGCCGUCCAGGCAGAUUGAGGGCCACUGGAUCGACUGGAACAGCGCCGACCCAACUUCGAGCAGCUGGAAGUGGGACGUUGACGUGAACCAGCGCACCAUGCUGCAAAAGGCCAAGAGCCGCGGCGCAAACCGGUUCGAGUUGUUUUCCAACUCGCCCAUGUGGUGGAUGACCAAGAACCACAACCCUUCGGGGUCUGCCGACGGCAGCGAAAACAUCCAGUCGUGGAACCUCGCGCAGCACGCCGUCUACAUGGCUACUAUUGCCAAGUAUGCCAAGGACAACUGGGGCAUUACCUUUGAGUCUGUUGAGCCCUUUAACGAGCCCACGGCGAACUGGUGGAAGGCGGACGGCACGCAGGAGGGAUGCCACAUUGACGUCGCCACGCAGGCGACCAUUAUCAACGCCCUGCGGACGGAGCUUAACAAACGCGGUCUGAACAGCAUGACCAUUGCCGCGUCGGACGAGUCGUACUACGAUCAAGCUGUGACAACCCUCAAGAAUUUGGGCGAUGCUGCGCUCAAGAACGUCGCUCGCAUCAACGUUCACGGGUACCAGUACGGCGACGGCAAGCGUGACCAAGUCUUUUCCCUCUCCUCAGCCCGUGGCCUGCGGCUGUGGAAUAGUGAGUACGGCGAGAGCGAUGCCACGGGCGAGAGACUCGUGAGCAAUCUUAUCCUCGACUUCCGGUGGUUGAAGCCGACGGGCUGGGUGUACUGGCAAGUACUCGACGGCGGCGGCUGGGGUAUAAUCGACGCCGACAAUGAGGCGGGCACAGUAGGCUCCGCGAACCAAAAGUACUUUGUGUUUGCGCAGUUCUCGCGGCACAUCCGCGAGGGCAUGCAGAUCCUGGACGGCGGCGCGGAUAACGUCGUGGCGGCGUACGACGCGGCCCACUCGAAGCUCGUCAUUGUCGCGGUCAACUGGGGCGACGCCCAGUAUCUCAACUUUGACCUGAGUAAGUUCACGCAGGCGUCGACGAACGGGGCCAAGAUCACGCGCUGGCGGACGCAGAUUGGUAGCGGCGAUCGGUAUGUGCAGGCGACUGACACGACGAUGAGCGGGACCAAGUUUUGGUCUUACUUUGAGACCAAGAUGGUGCAGACUUUUGAGGUCAAUAAUGUGAAGCUGUAG